UCUCAUUCUCUCUCUCCACAUCUAUAUAACAAGAUAUAAUCAUUCACUUCUUCUUCAACCGGCAUCUUUCUCCUCCACAAAAAUUACUUACAGCUCUGUCUUAAUCAAAGAGAUUGAUCUUAGAGAGUUUGUCAAGUUUGUGAGAUGGAAAUGGUGUCUGGAAAAGUGGUUCAAGGUUGCCCCAACGCAGGCAAUCCUUUCCAUGAGUGUACUGCAAUCUGUUUAGAGAUACUAAACUCCGGAAAUGUCCACAAGAAGGAAAAGAAACUCUUUGGGUUUGGUAAGAGAACUCCAAGCAGGGACACUCCUACAGGCAGUCCGGCUCGUGGAAGCAGAUCACCUCUUGCCAGCUAUUUUGCCAAGAAGAAGGUUGAAUCAGACACUUCACCUUCCACUGAUCACACCAAUGGUAACUUCUUCAGCCGCUUGUCCCCCCUCCAGGGACUCCCGUCCCAACUCAAGAACGAGCCUACAAACAAUAUGGACUCGCUCCCUAUGUCGCCUUCUCUGGCAGGAUACUCAGGGGGAGACUAUUUUUCAAGGAGGGAUGAUCAGCGUGGAGGUGAGGAUAAUGAUAUAUACUCUCCAAGGCCCUUUGGAACUCAGCCUAGGACGCCUGAACACCCUCUUAGGACACCUCGGCAUAGGCCCCACACACCCAAACACAGCUCUGACACUAGGCCGUGGGCUCACCAAGAGGACCCUAUUUCACUUGAAACAAGGCCGAGGACCCCUGAACGUGUAUCCAACACCUCUGAUACUAGGCCGAUGACACCCAUACAUGACUCUGCUGCAACAGCAAGGCGGCCCCAAACGCCAGAAAAUAGGACGAGGACUGCACAACAUAGAGGGAGGUCACCUGAAUUCAUGGCCAGAUCCCCGGGGCCAAGGUCCAAGACUCCAGAGCCUCAGCCUACCUACUUUGAACCAUUGUCAAGGACUCCGAAACAGCGGUCCAAGACACCUGAACCCAGCCCUAGAAUUCCCCAAACUCACCCCAUAUCCCACAGAUCCCUUGACAAUGCAACUCUUCAAACGCCUCGGGCAGCUGAAACUAGGCCAAGGUUACAUGAAAGUAGGCAAAAAACUGCAGUCCAGAAAGGAAAGUCACCUGAUGCCAGGGAAAAAAUCUCACAAACGUCUUCUGAGAUGGGUCAAAGAUCAUCUCAGGCCUACAAUUAUCUUGGGAGCAAAGCUGAAUCGGUUUACAUCGAGAAUGACGAUGAAUCGGUUCUACUCUAUCCAGAACUCAUUUUGUCACCUCAAGAAAGGCCACAAUCUAGACCCAUUACGCCUAGUCGCCGUGGAUAUGAAACUCCCACCAAUCAAUUGGAUGAGUGUGCGAGCUCAGAUGACGAUAAAUUUUCAUUUGUGGAUGAUGAACACGACGAUAACUCUGUUUGGCGUUACCCUGAGAUCACACAAAAAUCUGGAAGGAACACGCCCAUCCAUCACAAAUCCCCAAGCAAACAAGAUGAAUCGCAGAGCUUCAGUCUAAUAAUUAAGGAAAAUGAAACAAGAGAAGAUGGGCAGUCCACUCAGUCCGAGUCUAUCGUUUCUGUGGGAGAUUACAAAGUCAGAGCGAGCGUCUCGGCUACUCUUGAGCAAAUCCUAGACAAGCACGGUGACAUUGCAUCUGCUUCCAAACUACAUUCGCUUGCCACGAGAUCCUACUACCUCGACAUGCUUGCCUCCGUGGUCUUCGAACUCCAGACGACGCCCUUAAAGCAUCUCAAGGAGUCCCGCGUGGUGGAAAUGCUAGCGAUUGUUAAAGACAUUGAGUCCGUGAAAAUCAAGGUAGAUUGGCUCAAGCCCGUCCUGGAGGAAAUCGUUGAGGCGGUAAAGCAUUACGACCAGCACAAGAUGAGUCAAACGGAGAAAGAGGUGUGCCAAGGGGAUGUGUUGCUUGUGAGACAAGAAAUGGAGAAACAGGGGAAAGAGCUGAGGGAGAAGGAGAAGAAGCUGAUGGAGUGGAGAGAGAGAGCGACCGAGAUGGCUGGGAAGCUGGGAAGUCUGGAUAUGAGAAAAGCGCGUCUCGACAAGAGAUUGGCGUUUCUCAGUUCCAAGGUGGGCAAGUUUCAGGGUGAAUCUCUUCUUCAAGACAUCUUGUGACAAAACCAAUUACUUCUUCGGAAAUUAUUUUGUUCUUAUCAACCAUAUACACAAAGUAAUUAACAUUUGUUUUGGA
Messenger RNA from Brassica oleracea var. oleracea, 2188 nucleotides. Its product is annotated as serine/arginine repetitive matrix protein 1-like. The coding region runs from base 145 to 2112 and encodes 655 amino acids. The transcript is spliced from 6 exons. NCBI's taxonomy places the organism in Eukaryota, Viridiplantae, Streptophyta, Magnoliopsida, Brassicales, Brassicaceae. The record is from RefSeq and is a predicted model, not a curated record.